Messenger RNA from Microtus ochrogaster (prairie vole), 4123 nucleotides. It is a transcript of the gene Glyctk, whose product is annotated as glycerate kinase. Gene Ontology annotation, molecular function: glycerate kinase activity. Gene Ontology annotation, cellular component: cytoplasm. The record is from RefSeq and is a predicted model, not a curated record. Gene Ontology annotation, biological process: protein phosphorylation. NCBI's taxonomy places the organism in Eukaryota, Metazoa, Chordata, Mammalia, Rodentia, Cricetidae.
AAGAGUUGGGGAUUUGGCAACUGAAAAGGCCAGUUAGAUUUCAAAUCACCAUAACGUAAUUUUUAGUUACAAAUAAUCCCAAAUGUACCGGUCAUAUUUAUACUAAAAAAAAUUUCACCAAAUGCCCAGCGUUUUAUCUGGCAACUUUGAUCGUGAGCAUUCCUUUGUCCUGGAGUCAAAUAGGGAUCCUCUAGGCUUUUGCUCCUCUGUGAGAUAGACUAAGUUUACCUAGAGCUGAGCAUUGCGUGUUUAGCUAAGAUGUGUUUAGCUCCAAACCCUUGGGAUCUCUUACUUGAAAACCGGACAUCCCAUGGUGGGUGCCCUGUAUAUUCCUUUCACAACAUAGUAUUUUUCUUUCUUUCUUUUCUUUUUUUUUUUUUGAAAAUUGGCUGUGUGCUACCUGGCUAACUGGCACAGGUCUGGAAGUUGCACAUUAUUUAGGAGGGUGAUAAAUUGUUACCUGGAGUGUUCUCUGUUGCACUGGACAGAGCAUCAGAAAGCCUGAGGUGUCAGGCAGAGUAUCAGCCCUCCACUGUUAUGGAGGAGUCCAUGACUGAUGCCCGGCAGGGGUGUCUCUCCCACAGAACUGUACUUUGCAAGUUCCCUGAAAGAAUCAGGCUUAAUUUCAUCCCACCUUGCAAAUGAGCUCAGUUUGAGAAAAGAUAUACUACACACUUGAGAAAAACUAGCACCCCAAUUCCUAGACUCCUUCCUCUUCUAUCCACGCUUACUGAUACAGCUGUCUUCCAGCAUAAUGGUAGACAUUUAUUCUAGUAAGUAUCUUUUUUAGGGGCUUUAAUUUAUUUCAGUGGUAGAGUGCAUACUUGUUACAUGUAAAACCCGGGUUCAGUCUCCAGUACUCCUCAACUCCCAAAUUUAGAUACUUUUUUUUUUUAACAGAUGCGUGCUUUGGUUUCAUUGUCCCUGUAUAGCUGCCUGACCUUUACCCCAAGACCUUCUCUGUUUUUCACUCUGUCCAGUGGGAAAAUGAUUGUUUGGGCACAGUUAGGAGCCUGGCCUUUGCCUGCUCCAGCACUGGGCUGUUUCUGCUGUGAGUGGUGUAACUCAGAGCUUGUUUUGCUAUUAUGGAGCCAGAAAGGGGUGUUCCUGGCAAGCUGACCCUGUCCAGCUGUGUGGGUAGAAGGGCACCUUUCCUUGUGCUGUAGAUUGAGCCUCAUAGCACAUGUUCACUUGCAUAUGACCUGAGGCUUGCCAAAGGGCUCACCUUGAGUCCAGUUUUGUAGCUACUCCUGAUUUGUGCCUGGACCUUUUGAUGAACUGGUCUUGAGUGCUGAGAAUCCUCAGGUUGUGUGCACUGAUAGCUGGUAGCCUUUCUACACAGAACCAGCAGUCCCAGACUAGUCUUCUGAGCUAAUGCAAUAGAGCAGGCUAGAGGUCAGUGGGCUUGGGGUCAGUUGGUGAGACAACCAACAACCUUUCUCUCUUUUCUUCUCUCUCUCUCUCUCUCUCUCUCUCUCUCUCUCUCUCUCUCUCUUUCUCUUCUUGCAGUAGAAAUGGUAAAAAGAUAAGGCAGAAAUGUCAGAAAGGGGCACAGUCUUGGUGUGAGAACGUAGAAGCAGAGGUGUGGGAAAAGGGUGGGUGGUGCAGGGGACCACUGGGAGGAAUAGCUGCCCUUGUGAAUGAUUAACUCCCAGCCAGAGGAGGUGACUCAGGAGGAGGGUCCACGGAAUAGGAACUUUGGACUUGGGACAGAGUGUCUAGAAGACUGGUGUGUGGCCUACAGAGGAAGAGGACGUGGCUGGGCAUCAGGGCUGGGCUUGCAGGACUGGAGUAGUGUCAGGGUGCCUGCAGGCCUCGUGGAUUCUUAGCUUUCAUUUCAGAUGGUUCACUCUUGCAGCCAUGGCUAUGGAGUCCACCAGUCCUGAGGUCUCAGUAGGGUGGUCAUGAUGGUGGGGUUCUGUCUGUGGCCUCACUCAUUCUCCUCCCUCUCCAGGCAGCUAUGGAUACAAGGCUGCGCUGAGAGAAGUGGGGGCAUGGCUGCAGCCCUCCAGGUCCUGCCCUGUCUCCUCCGAGCUCCGUCACGUCCUUUCCUCUGGGGUCCUCCGGUGGCCCGAAUGUCCAGUGGUAUGGCCUUGGCAGAACAGGCACGGCAGCUAUUUGAGAGUGCGGUGGGUGCUGUGCAGCCAGGCCCCAUGCUGCAAAGGGCGCUGUCCUUGGAUCCUAGUGGCAGACAGCUGAAGGUGCGGGACCGGAGUUUUCAGCUGCGGGAAAACCUCUACCUAGUGGGCUUCGGCAAGGCUGUACUGGGCAUGGCAGCUGCAGCCGAGGAGCUACUGGGCCAGCAUCUUGUGCAGGGUGUGAUCAGCGUUCCCAAGGGGAUCCGAGCUGCUAUGGAGCACGCUGGAAAGCAAGAGAUGCUGCUGAAGCCACACAGCCGCAUCCAGGUGUUUGAGGGUGCAGAGGACAACCUACCGGACCGUGAUGCACUGCGGGCUGCCUUGGCCAUCCAGCAGCUGGCAGAGGGGCUCACGGCCGAUGACCUGCUGCUUGUGCUCAUCUCAGGUGGGGGUUCUGCCCUGCUGCCUGCUCCCAUCCCGCCUGUCACUCUGGAGGAGAAACAGAUGCUCACCAAGCUGCUGGCAGCCCGUGGAGCCACAAUCCAGGAGCUGAACACCAUCCGGAAGGCCCUGUCCCAGCUGAAGGGUGGAGGGCUGGCUCAGGCUGCCUAUCCUGCUCAGGUGGUAAGCCUCAUCUUGUCAGAUGUGAUUGGGGACCCUUUGGAGGUGAUCGCCAGUGGCCCUACUGUAGCCAGUGACCACAAUGUGCAAGACUGCCUGCAGGUUCUUAAUCGCUAUGGUCUUCGUGCUGCUCUGCCACGUUCUGUGAAGACUGUGCUCUCUCGAGCUGACUCUGACCCCCGCGGGCCACAUACUUGUGGUCAUGUCCUCAAUGUGAUCAUCGGCUCUAAUUCUCUGGCACUGGCUGAAGCUCAGAGGCAUGCUGAGGUGCUGGGCUACCAUGCCACGGUGCUGAGCACAGCCAUGCAGGGUGAUGUAAAAAGUGUGGCCCAAUUCUAUGGGCUGCUAGCCCGGGUGGCUGCAGCCCAUCUCACUUCACCCAUAGCUGGGCAUCUUUUGGAGGAAGAGGCAAAACUCUAUCAGCUGGCAGCUGAGCUCCAGCUCCCAGACCUGCAGCUGGAGGAGGCUCUGGAAGCUGUGGCAAAGGCUAAAGGCCCAGUCUGCCUCUUGGCUGGUGGUGAGCCCACGGUGCAGCUGCAGGGAUCUGGCAAGGGUGGUCGGAACCAAGAACUGGCCUUGCGCGUGGGAACAGAGCUGGGCACACAGCCACUGGGGCCUAUUGAUGUGCUAUUUUUGAGUGGAGGCACUGAUGGGCAGGAUGGGCCUACAAAGGUGGCUGGGGCCUGGGUCAUGUCUGAUCUUGUCAGCCAGGCUUCUGCUGAAGGCCUGGACAUAGCCACCGUCCUCUCCCACAAUGACUCCUACACCUUCUUUUGCAGCCUCCAGGGUGGAACUCACUUGCUGCAUACAGGGUUGACAGGGACCAAUGUCAUGGAUGUCCACCUCCUGAUUUUUCGUCCUCAGUGAUGGCAUAUUUGAGAGUAUAUAAGGAGCCUACAGGGACAGGGUCUCCUGGGAAUAUCCAGGGCUGGUUCCCAGGUCCUCGUUGUGUUUUAGGACUCCCUGUCCCCUUAGCCUGGCUCCUUUACUGCUCUACCCACCUCCCUCGAUCUUCUCCAUAUUCAUUCCCCCACCAGAUUCUUCCCCCUACUUCCUGUCAUGUCAGCAAGCCCAGAAGAAGCUCCUUGGCCCGUUCCCAGUCCUGAUUUUCUCCCCAGGACCCCAUCUGUCCAAGUCUUAGCCUUCCAUGGAGUGAAGCUAGGGAGCCUGAAAAUAAAAAGGAGCGUUGUGGGGGUCUCAGCUCAUCUCUCAGUGCUUCUCUGGUGCAGAGCUUUGAGUAGCUGGUGUGGUCCUAGCGCUGGUGCAAGUAUCUCACAGGGUUUCUCACCCCCUUCACUGUGGGGCACACUCAGGGUCUGUUGAUGGGAAUCUGUGAGGGUUGCCUAUGGCUCUAGCAGCCUCAAUGUGGGUGAGCAGGAGAGCUGUAAGGACUGUGACCUAUUCAACCAUGACUCCCUGUGGCA